Molecule: messenger RNA, 2016 nt
Organism: Zea mays
Lineage: Eukaryota; Viridiplantae; Streptophyta; Magnoliopsida; Poales; Poaceae
Product: protein SHORT-ROOT 2-like
Exons: 1
Coding region: 64-1956 (630 amino acids)
Source: RefSeq, marked validated
CAACAGCACAAGCCCAUUUGCACCGUAUGCAUGUUGUUGUUGUUGCUGGCUCCGGUGGGUUAGAUGGACACACUGUUUAGAUUGGUUAGCCUCCACCAACAUCACCAACAACAUCACCAACAGGCAGCAGCAGCAGCAGCGUCCUCCUCGCCGGACCAGCACCACCACCACCAGUCCCCCUACAGCUCCCGCUCCACGUCCCGCAGCAACGACACCUCCACCGGCUCACGCUCCUCUCCCUCCUCCUACCACACCCACAACCACCACUACCACUCUUCCCACCCCCACUCCCACUACAGCAGCGCCAGCUACUACUACGACCCCGCAGGCAGCGGCAGCGGCAGCGCCGGCUACUACUACUACGACCACCACCAGCCGCCGCCGCCGCCGCCGUACCAAGAAGAAUGCGGCAACGACCACGGCUUUUACAUGGAUGAAGACUUCUCCUCCUCGUCCUCGUCCCGGUCCCGCCACUUCCAGUCGUCCUCGCGCGCCCCGCCCUCGUCGUCUCCCACGCCACCGCACGCCCAGCCCCAGCCCCCGCCCGCGUCCACGUCGUCCGGCGCCGGCGCCGGCGCCCUGUUCGAGGCGGCCGACUUCUCGUUCCCGCAGGUGGACAUCGACCUCGACUUCAGCUCCCCCGCCUCGUCCUCCGGCGCCGCCGCCUCGUCCUCGGGCGGCGGCGGCGCCGGGAGGUGGGCCGCGCAGCUGCUGCUGGAGUGCGCGCGCGCCGUGGCCGCCCGCGACAGCCAGCGCGUGCAGCAGCUCAUGUGGAUGCUCAACGAGCUGGCGUCGCCGUACGGGGACGUGGACCAGAAGCUGGCGUCCUACUUCCUCCAGGGCCUCUUCGCGCGCCUCACCACCUCCGGCCCGCGCACGCUGCGCACGCUCGCCGCCGCGUCGGACCGGAACACGUCCUUCGACUCCACGCGCCGCACCGCGCUCAGGUUCCAGGAGCUCAGCCCCUGGGCGUCCUUCGGCCACGUGGCCGCCAACGGGGCCAUACUCGAGUCGUUCCUGGACGCGGCGGCGGCGGCGGCCGCCUCCUCGUCCUCCUCCUCGCAGCACCCGCCGCGGCUGCACAUCCUGGACCUCAGCAACACCUUCUGCACGCAGUGGCCGACGCUGCUGGAGGCGCUGGCCACGAGGUCGUCGGACGACACGCCCCACCUGUCCAUCACCACCGUGGUGCCCACCGCCGGCGUGCCGUCGUCCGCGGCCGCGCAGCGCGUGAUGCGGGAGAUCGCGCAGCGCCUCGAGAAGUUCGCGCGCCUCAUGGGCGUGCCCUUCAGCUUCCGCGCCGUGCACCACGCGGGGGACCUCGCGGGGCUCGACCUCGACGGCCUCGGCCUCGGCCUCCGCGAGGGCGGCGCCGCCACGGCGCUCGCGAUCAACUGCGUCAACGCGCUGCGCGGGGUCGCGCCGGGGGGCGCGCGGCGGCGCGACGCGUUCGUCGCCUCGCUCCGCCGCCUCGAGCCGCGCGUGGUCACCGUCGUGGAGGAGGACGCCGACCUCGUGGCGGCGUCCGAGCCGUCGUCGUCGUCGGCCGGGGAAGCCGACGCGGAGGCGGCGUUCAUGAAGGUGUUCACCGAGGGCCUCCGCUUCUUCUCGGCGUACAUGGACUCCCUCGAGGAGAGCUUCCCCAAGGCGAGCAACGAGAGGCUCGCCCUGGAGAGGGCGGCGGGGCGUGCCAUUGUGGACCUCGUGGCCUGCCCGGCGUCCGAAUCCGUCGAGAGGCGGGAGACGGGGGCGUCGUGGGCGCGCCGCAUGCGGUCUGCCGGCUUCUCUCCCGUGGCAUUCAGCGACGACGUGGCCGACGACAUGCGGUCGCUGCUGCGCCGGUACCGGGAGGGAUGGACCUUGCGCGAGCCAGGCGCGGACGACGGCGCGGCGGCCGGGGUGUUCCUCGCGUGGAAGGAGCAGCCCGUGGUGUGGACGAGCGCGUGGAGGCCAUGAUCAUGAACCAGAUCGUGAGCUCCAUCGUAUCGGCAGCAGAACAAGAUGAUGCGUGCUCCA